This is a messenger RNA of Puntigrus tetrazona (Sumatra barb), 10291 nucleotides long. RefSeq names its product ataxin 1-like (gene atxn1l). Gene Ontology annotation, cellular component: nucleus. The record is from RefSeq and is a predicted model, not a curated record. Gene Ontology annotation, molecular function: RNA binding; protein binding. The transcript has 3 exons. The coding region runs from base 330 to 2663 and encodes 777 amino acids. NCBI's taxonomy places the organism in Eukaryota, Metazoa, Chordata, Actinopteri, Cypriniformes, Cyprinidae. Gene Ontology annotation, biological process: anatomical structure development; regulation of DNA-templated transcription.
CCCAAAGUGAAACGGCUCCGCUUUGCAACGCACGCGCCGCGGAACAGCUCCCCGGUGACGUCAUCAGCGCGCGCCGCUGGGCUUCAGUCUGCUGGCCUCCGGAAUGGGCAGAUAUCACCAGCCCGCACUUAACCGUUGAUUUGUCGCGCGAACUCCACCGAGAGCGUGUAUUUUCGCACGCCGUCCACACGAUGCUAUGCGGAGGUAAGGUGAUGGAAGAGGCCAGCGGGAGGCUUUCAGAGCUGAUUCCAGUGGUGCUAUUUCCACGGCUGCCAGGCUUUGUCCCAUCCUCUGUUCAGUAACAGCGCCCGUUCUCAUCCCGAAUCACCAUGAAGCCAGUCCACGAGCGCAACCAGGAGUGCCUCCCUCCCAAGAAGCGUGACCUCCCCGUUAACAACAACAACAACAACACCUCUACCAACAACAACAACAACAGCAGUAGCAUCGGCGGCGGCAUUGGGAGUGCAGGAGGAGGAGGUGAGGAUGCCCCGUCUUCGCAAAGCUCUGGAGCGAGCGGAGAAGGUAGCGGCGAAUGGGUGCGAGCCCAGCCGAGCGUGCAUUAUGGGGUGGAGGGUGCCGAGGGUCUCGUUGGGCUUCCCGUGGAUCAGUAUAGCAUGCUUUAUAAAGUAGCUCUGCCCGCUGGCACCUACUCGCCCACCAAUCUGCACCCGGUUCUUAGCCACAUUUCUCCGGCGUACACCGUUCCCUCCCCGGUGUUACAGCACACGAGCGUACCCUACCCUCCGCUCUGCUACGCCCAGAUCCCUCACUCCUCCUUGCAGUUUGUCAGCUCUCCGUACGGGGCCGCCGUUCCCUACGCCGUGCCCCCGGGAUUCGUUCCCAGCCCUUUGAUACCACCUCAGUCCGCUAUUUCCCAGCAGCACUCCGUUUCCCACCUGGUUCAGUAUCCGUCAGUCAUUCAGGAAGGAGUUGGCUCUUCGCAGCAGCAGGUUUCGACUCAUGCAUACACCAAAAUGGGAGUUCCUCUGGUGCUCCCUUCUGAGCAAACGCAGACGCAAGCGCCACUCGGGGCCGUAGGGAUGCUGCCUGCCGGGGAGAUCAGCCCGAGAGCAGUGUACUACCACCCCACCGUUAGAGGCGUCCAACCGCAGAGAGACCUGCACAGCAGCUCCAUGGAGCAGGAGAGAGAGGUGAAUGGAGGGGACCGGGAGCACGGAGGCAGGGAGAGCCAUCAAGAUGCAGUUUAUUCGGCCAGAAACGCAAGGCUGGUGCAGGCCUCUGUGCCCGAGCCCCAGCAAGACAAGAGCUUGAAAAGCCGCAGGCUGGAGGGCAGAAUGUCGCCGGGACAGAGCAGCACACCGGACACUGAUCUCGAGGUCCAGCAGGUGGUCGGACGACUUGCCUCCCCUGUCCAUGGUGCGAGUCGCAAGGAAGCAGUGCAUGUCCCUCUGAACCUGUCUCAGAGCUCUCAGAGGGGUCGAGAGACUCAGGGCGAAGUCAGAACUCCUUAUGCAUCAAAUCCAGCUGAAUCUAGAGCACAUCAGCAGCAGAUCAUUCAACAAGGCCAUGCCGUUAUUCUGGCCAACGGGCAGCCUGUUCUCGUGCCUCUGGACUACCAUCACCACCACCAACAGCAGCAGCAGCAGCAGCAGCAUUUCCAACCCAACGAUGUGGCCUCGGCAGCAAUCGCUGCUUCUCCCUCUGCAUAUACUAAAGCCAUGGACGCGGGAGCAUGUCUCCCAGAGCGGGCGGUGGUGGAGCUGCCUCCCCAGCAGGGCCAACCGGCCUCCCAGCAGCCUCCUGCUGCUUUCCCACCGGCUCCUCUGCUGGCACCCUCCGGCCCAUCGCACUUCAUGAAGGGCGCCAUCAUCCAGUUGGCUACCGGAGAGCUCAAACGCGUAGAAGAUCUACAGACUCAGGACUUCGUGCGGAGCGCAGAAGUGAGCGGCGGGCUGAAGAUCGACUCGAGUAUGGUAGUGGACAUCCGCGCUAGCCAACAGCGGCCAGGGCUAGUGGCGCUGCAUUUCAACGUCGGGGAGCAGCAGAGCAAAGUGACUAUAGAUGUCCCCCCCGAACACCCGUUUUUCGUUUUCGGCCAGGGCUGGUCGUCUUGUAGCCCUGAGCGGACUGCCCAAUUGUACGGCCUCACUUGCCACCAUCUGCAGGUGGGCGACGUCUGUGUGUCAGUGACGCUGCAGCAGCAGCAAGCCGCGUCGCAGCAGAAACCGCCCCAGCAAGUUCAAGCCCGGACUCCCACCAAAGUCAACUCCACGUCAGGAGCCCCACCUCAGCCCAUGGGCCCUCCUGCGCCCCAGCACACCCCUCGGCCACAAAGCCAAUUAAAAAUGGAGCGCAUCCAUCGAGAGAGAGACCGGGACAAGGAGGAGCCCAUGCAGGUCGGGGGUUCACGUCACAUAGAUGUGCCCCCAAGACCGAACAGGACUUCAGCAGAGCACACUCGGAGCCAGAGCAACUACUAUUUGCACACUGAGGGUCAUGCUUCACUGGGACCCGGAGCGGGAGCCUCUUCCGUAGGGGCCUCCCAGAGGCGCUGGUCAGCCCCUGGCUUCCAAAGAUAUAGCAUCAAGAAUGAGGAGGGAGGGAGUUUAGCAUCAGCCGCCGCCUCUGGCUCCUCUCGGCCCUCGUUUAUCCCUCAGGAGGUCAAGCUUUCCAUCGAGGGCCGCUCGAACGCCGGGAAGUAGCAGACAAAAGAGAUUGUCCAUGGGAGCGAAGUGUCAGUCGGAUGCGAAAGAGGGAGCGUGGAGGGAGAGAGAAUGUAGCCUCAGAAUGUUUGAGAUUUUGCACAUAUUGGAAGAUUCCCCCUGCCGCCCCCUUCUUCGCUUCUGAUCUCAAGCAGUGCUAGGUCAUGGUUAGCGUUCACAAUGAUCUGCAUGGGCAGCUUUAUCUGGUAAAUCACGUACCAAAGCCUGCGUCGUCUGCGUGUUCCUGUGGGUAAACUAUCGUGUUUGGCAGUGAUCACUUGAGCGAAGAUAUCUUGCAGUUCCUCGAGUAGAUGUUUAUUUCAGAAAGGCCAGGGAUAAGAAUGGGAAACAGCCAUAGAGUCUUGACAAGCCUUUACAAUAAUAAUAAAUAUAUAUUUUAAAGAAAGACUAAAGAGGAUAGAUUGCUCAACUUUUUUUCCCCCCAAAAAGACAGGCUCUUUCUCUCUAAACGUUGACUGUUUCCCUUGUUGCGCCGCCAGGCUUUUGUUGGCUAAGAACUUAAAACUUGGACUGUUUUUAAUGCGUGUCUCUAGAGGUGUGUUUGUCCUCACUUUCCUACACUCUCCUCCUCUCCCUGCCUCUUCUCAGGGUGCUUCUGCUGAGGAAUCCCUUCUAGUCUGGAGUUUGAGAACAGUUGCCCAGCACCGUCACAUCAAUCAAUUGAUCCAACAAUCUUUCUACAAUCAGGAACUAUUUCCAGAUGAAGUCUACCAUGCAUCUUAACAGUUGCAUUAACAACUCCUCAGAGGUUUUUAGUUUCGAUUCGGCAGUGGUUCUGAAUCUGCAUUCCAGUUUCAAUGUGAUCUCUCCUUCUCCAACCCAUUGGAGUUAUCACUUUCCAAGUAAGGCCGGCCUAGGAAAACCACCUCUAAAUAGUACCUCAUGGUUGGAAGCAUCCUUCAGUCUGAUUAUUAACUAUUUUUAUUUAAUCCUACAUUGUUGGGCCCUUUUCCUGGAGACAACAUGUGGUGUCAGCCAAAAUCAGCCCUGCUUGCGAAGCUGAGACCAAAUGCAGAACAGGUUCUAGCUGUUUGCGAACAGCCUGUUCCUGUGGAAACGGAUUAUUGCUCUGAAGCAUGCAGGUUUAAAUGAAGUCGUCCCGUGGAAGCAUUUAGCACACACAAGUGUAGAUUCACUGCUGUUGGGUGUGAACUGACCCUGCUCAGUUAUCAAAAUCAAAGCAAUAGUUGUGUCAGAACACAUUUUUCUUGUUUUCUUUUUUUUUAAUCCCGUAAAAGACAGAUUACUCCUUGUAUUUCAAGUUUUUCUAUGUGCAACAGUUGCAGUCUGUAUGUAGAGACAUUUUAACCUUAACCUACGCUUCUCUUGAUUUUCUAAGAUGAUGCAGUUUUACUUUGUGAUAAUCCUUAUUCUAACAGUUACUACAAAAGUUAAUUUAAAGCAUGCAAUUACCCUUAAAACAACACCUCUUUCCUUUUCUGACUUUAGUGAUGACUAAUAUGAAGGCACACCUCGAAAUGGGGCUUUUGUUUUUUUUAAGCACCCUCUGAUUAGGAUGUUUAGAGUCAGCUCUUGUACUUUGUAGAGAGAUCUUGGCCCCUUACAUUGUGUCCUAACCAGGUAUAACACAAUAAGGCAAGCGAUAAGUCAUUCUUGAGUUGCAUUGUGUCUCGUCUGCAAAAAGCACUAAGCAACAGGACGCUUUGUCUUUCACAUUUGUCGUUUUUUUUGUUGUGAUGUUGUACUCUGUAGCUCCGCCCACUGUUAAAACCUCAACAGUCCAAAUUCGCUCCAUAGGUUUUGACAGGCUGUAAUUUUUUUUUUUUUUUUUUUAGUUUGGAUGGACAAAUUCACUGGAAACUUGUCAUGUCAUACCUGGUUAGCAACAGUGUUGAACUGAAAACCUAUCUCAAAUCAGUUCUUUUCUGGAAAGAGCUUCGUUUUUACAGUUUCUAAUCUGUGCUGAGGUUUCUUCUUUGGUUUUUGUAAUUGGUGAACUUGUACAGUAUUGCGUUCUAUCUCUCUUCUUGGCAAUAUUACCCACGAGUGAUUUUUAAAACUUGUACUGCAGGUCUUGUAUUGCACAGAUAAGUUCAAUUGAUUCACGCUGACUCUUUAAUGGGAAUCAGAUAUGUGUUUUAUUGUUUUUUUUUUUUCUUUUAAUAAUGAAGGGAAAUAGUUUGUUUUGAAGUAUUCAGUUUUGUUGGUGGUUUUUGGCUCAUGAGAAACUGACAGGCAAGGUGGACACUGUUUACAAAUUAGCCAAGAGAAAAUGCUGCAGUUUCACUUUUUGUAGUUACUGAACAUUUUCAGAUGGAUGAAAUCAUGACUUAAGUGCAAUUAGACCAAAUAUUAUAAACAUUAGGAAGCUUGUUUUUUUUUUUUUUUUUUCGAAACAUCAUUCCAGAAAGAGCCUGACAUUCCCACUUUUUGUUAGUUUGCUUUCCUGUUUUCAUAGUUUGUCUUUUUCCCUCUCAAUAUGCCACUUACUUAUGUGUCAGAUGCAAAUUUUCAUUUCCAUUUCAGCCCAAGUUCUUUCACGAGACCCUUGAUAUUUCUCUGCAUUGUUGGCUCUUGGCAUUGCUGGGCUGUCUGUGUUUGGACCAGGAUUUAAUUGAACUCUUUUGGCCUCUUACAAUCACUCAAGGCUUUAAGAGAAGAGUUAUUUUGUUCUUUUAGGUAGGAAAUAAUAUAUUUUUUUAUAUAAGUGUAGCUUUAGCAUUGGACCAGAUAGAUUUCGACUUCCUCCAAACUGCAUCAACCUCAACGAUACCACAUGUCUGUGAAGUUCUAUUGUUAAAGAGAAGAAGUUCGGAAGCGGUAUAAACGAGGGUCGUCACUUAAAUUCACGGACUAGUGACUAAAUAAGAGGGUGUUGACGGCCCUGGUUUAAACCCACCUGUUUUUUUGCCAUUACCGACAAGUCUGAUUUAAACUAAUUGAAGAAGUGGCAAUGUGUGUAUCAAGUAUAAAAGUAUUUGGUUUUGAUCACUUUAAACUGGUUCCAAUCCAUUUGUUUCCAUUUAUGAAGCAUUUCACAAGCAUCAUCUGUUAGUAUUUUGUUUGAAGACAUCCUGUUCCCUCUUAAAAGGAGUGCCACUUUCAUGCUAUUUAUAAUCUGGUCUCAAAUCUAGUUCAUGUUAUUUCUUCCUUCCACUGUCCCCUUUGUCCCAGAACGUUAUGGUGGCACUUUGGACAUCUUUCAAGUUCAUAGAGGACACUUUGAUAUAGUUCACCUUCAACCUGGUGUCAACUGUCUAAAAGGGCCACAAUUGUCACCUAAAGUGUUGUAGACAAAUGGAAUAUCUAUCCGACCAGGAAAAACUGCUUAAACUGGCCGGAUCUGGUCUUCUGGGCUCAAGCCAGUUUGAGAGGCCAGCUUCAGUUGGUUUAAAUUUUUACAUUGUUCCUUCAAAGAAAAAUGAUGUGUAUAAUGGCUUUGUUAUUCAAAAUUCAGACCUGCUCCAUUAUUUUAAGUAUUAGAAUUGAAGCAAUACUUGACUCGGAAUAGCAGAACGAUACAGCUUUAGCAUGAGCUAUGCAGUAGAGACUCAGUCAGCACCCUAAUGCAGUUUCAAUACUCAGAUCUCACCAGAAGUCAGCUGCACAUUCUGUGUUUUUCUAGUAACCCACAGGCUCUGUGACCUUCAUGGUAGUGGUUAGUUAUCGCACUACUAAGUCACGUAACCCGAAGCUUAUCUGGUGUCGCUUGUUUGGUGCUGUAUGUUGUUGUUUUUUAUUUUUUCGUCAGCAAUGGUGCACUGUUCUCGGUCUUCUCAAAUGCACUGCCUUACCAGCCAUCUCUUGUCGAGAUGAAAUUUCCAGUCUGCAACCUUUGAAGCGGAGAUGGACUGAGUACGCUUUCAUUAAGAACUGAGCUACUAUCAUGUGCACUGUAAACCAGGAGAGUUGACGCUAUGUUUGUGCCUUCCCAAUGUCUUAACUUUACUCUGGUCUGUCUUAUUAAGCUUUGUUCUCUGGGAGAUUUGUGUGUCUCCAUUUUGCUCUUAAUGUCAUUACAUCAUAUAUCUCACAGGCUUGAAAACCCUACUGUGCUGUCGAGAGCCGUUUUGAUCUUAUCUAAACAUCAGCGCGAAACUUCAUGGCAUCUGAAAUACUAGCAUUAGACAUAUUACAAUAGAUGUUUAGUUAUAGAGUGCUGCAUCGCUUGCUUAUUUUUAAAGGCCAACCUGAAAGUUCAUCACCUCGGUUCCCUCAAAAAAAACCCAAUAGGAUUUCUCCAUUGGCUUUUGGAUUAUUGCAGAACAUCAACUCCGUGACCAGCAAAAGUUUGUGAAUAUUAUGUGUUUUGUUCAUCAUAAGCUUCACAAAUGAAUACAGCUUUAAUUUUGCCUAAUCCAAUUGUCAGAAGUAUAAAGUUAAAUGUACGCUAUAAACGAGCUACAAUAAUCGCAUGGCUUCAACAGAUUUGCAGGUGAAAUAGUGCAUAAGAGCUCAAUUAUAAACACACAGAGGACGUAAAAGCGACUAGUGAGUAAAUAGGUUUACUUGUUUGGCAUGAUGAUAUUUAAUUUUCAAAUUGUAAUCCCAUUUCGAUACUUGUUAACAUCUGCCUUUCUCAAAGACUAAAGCUUUAAGAAAGUAACUGAUUUAUGUGUGAUAGAAUCACAUAUUGAACUUGUGUUUAGCACAGACCAAAAACACAUUUGGAAAAAUCCAUUGACUUAAGAAUGAUGUAACCAGGUGUGUGUUUUUUGGUUUAAUGCCUGCAGAAUUGCAUCAUCUCUGCAGCACUUUAUAGUUCGGUUAAUGAUGUAAGAUGGGGAGGGGUGUCUCUCAAGCUGUGAUUGUUAUCAUUCGUGGCUAAUUUGAUGUUGUAUCUUCAAUGGUAACAGCACAGAAGGGUUUAGCACAAGCUACAUUCCUAUACAUAGUACAUGUCUGCAUUUCCUUCCCUCUAUGAUGUGUGAAAACGAAUCAUAUUUUUACCUCACCUUUCCAUAAAUGUCAAGUACAAGCGUCCCUUUUGAAAGCAUUUCAUCUCCCUUUAAAGAUCAGGGCAUCUGCAUACUCGAUAAACACAGGGUUUUGUGGUUAGAAAGCAUUUUAAAAGUUGAAAGAUAUGGAUAAGUUGAAAUAAAGUGGGAAUUUGUUUUCCAAAAAGCACAACCAGACUAGCCUGGAAACAAGUGUAUAAAUUCAGGAUUUGGUCACAUGGCAGGUGGAUGCUUUCAUGUCACCUGCUUGAUUUGGUGAUUUUUUUUACCCAUUGAAAUCGGAGGAUAUUUCUAGACUAUAACUGGUGUGCAGACGCCCUCUUCUUCUUAGCAUUUAGGGAAUCGCAAGUUGUUCUUCCGUAGCGCGUCACCUAAUCAUGUAACAUAGACGUUUGUCACUUCGAUGCAAUGAAAUGUUCUGCACUUAUUUUCCCUAACCCGUCGUGUUACGCUAAAUGUUUUUCCCAUCGUAUUAAAUCAUUCGAAACCACGUAAAAAAAAACAAAAAACAAUCAUCCAUUUGUAUGCUUGUACAGAUAUGAAGAUAAGUUUUGUAUAGUAUUAGCUUGUCGAUAACGCCUUAAGAUGUGCACCGUUCGUAAACGCUGUGUAGAAUUGACUCCCCGCUCUGCAGGGUCGUACGAUUUCACACGGAGUUAAAAGUCUAGUCGUUUUGAGUCGUGGACUCCUCUGUAAAGGUGGCUCGGGUUGCUCACUGACAACAAUUAGUGACGUUGCACUUACUGAUUGUAAGACGAUAAUUUGGGACUAGCUCGUAAUGUGUAUCUUCGUUGAACGCAAUGUAAGUUUAACACGAGUUCUAAAUCUUUAACGUUGUAUUUAUUUUGCUCUUGUUAGUACGGCAGAAGUGAAGACUGAUGCUUUGCACUGUUGACAUCUCUGAUUCUAGCUCCGAAAUCUUCCUUCACUUCCUCAGUGCUUUGUAGAGAAAGCGCGUGAUGUUAGGAAUCUCACAAAACCCAGUGUUGGGAAAGUUGCUUUGGAAAUGUAACCGGUUACAGAUAACAAGUUACCCUGUUUAAUAUGCAGUAAGUAGAGUAAUGCAACUUGAUUGCUUUUUAAAUAGGCUGCUUCUUAGCCUGCUUGUUUUCAGCUGUUAAUCAACUCUCAGAUUGGUUGUAGCCUAAAGCUGUUAGCGGCAAUGUGGAUCGAUGCAAUUGCCAGAUGCUCCAAAUUUAAACAUGAAAACAAAUCGAAAGCAUUAGAAUGGCAUCGCUUUUUCUGAACGGCCUUUAAACGGCAGGAGUCGUCAUGCAAAGCAACAAAUUAACAUUUAGCAUAUCCUAGCUUUUACGGAACAUAUUCAGAAGUAGCCUCCUUUUUAGUCGUGAACUUUUUCAAAAGUAACUAUUUUAAGUACACUUUAUUUCCUGUAACGGAUUAUGGUUGCUUUUUAUCUUGUAGUUAAUUUCCGUUACAUGUACCUAGUUUACUCCCCAACACUGACAAAAUCAACUUUUGCACCGAAAUCAAAUGGCCUCUAAAUUUUGAAUUUGAAAUAUUGCUUUGUUUCUUUUCUUAAUCAGAAUUGCUAUUGAGAUAUGAAAAACAAACAAAAACCCAACUGCCAGCUCUUUAUCGCUGGAGCUUGCUUUUUUUUCCCCUCGUUUAAGUGGUUUGAGGAAGCGAGGGAAAGCUAAGUUAGUGGAGUCUGUGUUAGAAGAUUGCGUUUAAAGCGGGCUUGUCUGCAGUUUUUGAUAUAUGACUGAGAGUCCUGGGAAAUGUUUUACAGAAGUCCGUUUAGUCUCCCUGUUGCCUGGCGAGUUUUGAGCUGACAUGUAAUGGUUUGGGAAGUGUGAGAACGACUGAAGCCGCUUGGGGAUAACCGUCUGGGUUAUGGAUGAAUGUGUAGCUCAGUAUCAGUAACAUUUCAGUGCGUUUAUAGUGGUAUCAUUUGCUUCAAAAUGAUUCUUUUCUCUCUCUCUUUUUUAUUUUUAUUUUAUUUUUUCUCUCUUUGAGUGUGUAUAUAUUGUUUCGGAAGGCUUUAUGAAGCUAACACAUGGUGGUUUGUGUGAAUCCCAGACAGAAGUCGGUGGCACGGCAGGCCAGAGUCGGUAAUGUCAGCUGAAAUCAGGUUUCUAACGGUUGCAAGGUUUUAAAGGAAUCAUUAUAUACUCUCGAAUUUGACAUUGUACUUCUUGGCACUAAGUGACACUGCUUUUUAUGUGACGUGUGACCAGUUUUUAAAAAAGAUGGCAUCUGUUUAAUGCAUAAAAUCUGCGAAAUAUAUGCAAUGAUGUAAGUGUAAUAUUCAAUCCUCAAGUAUAAUCCAGGUUGUAUAAACUUUGUAUAGUACAUUUUAAUAUCGUAUGGCCGUACCAAUAUGUAUUAAUUCUUCUCAGAAGCCUUAGAGUCGUCUACCCAAAGUGCUCCCUUAGACUACCCUACACCUACCUGAACUUUACAAAGCAUUAAUACUAUAUUUUGUUGCGUUUUUAUUUGUACCCUUUUUUGAAUAAAAUAGAUUUGUACUGUAUAUUUGUACCUCUCUGUGAACUACUUAGGGCUGUUUUGUUUCUGUUUUUUUGUUUUCCUGUUUUAAUUCUAUGUAAGGACACAAAGAUAUUGUAUUUUUAUUGUUACAGCUAACUUCUUGGAAACAUUGCAUUUAUCAUGUUUGUUAAGUAAACACAAUAUAAUAUAAUAUAUAUAUCUAUAUAAUAUUAA